This is a messenger RNA of Zerene cesonia (dogface butterfly), 1338 nucleotides long. RefSeq names its product protein ANTAGONIST OF LIKE HETEROCHROMATIN PROTEIN 1-like. The coding region runs from base 162 to 1334 and encodes 390 amino acids. The record is from RefSeq and is a predicted model, not a curated record. NCBI's taxonomy places the organism in Eukaryota, Metazoa, Arthropoda, Insecta, Lepidoptera, Pieridae. The transcript is spliced from 3 exons.
UCAUUUGACUUAAGAUUUGAAUUCAGAUUUAGAAGAAACAUUCGUAAUUCAUAACUGCGGUGCACGGUUAAACGCAUGCCGGGAUUUGGUAAAGUUGUCAUAUUUCAAUUAUCCAGCGAUAGUAUAUUUCAUGUUUGAAAUUUUAAGACAAAAUAAUAAUAAUGGCUUUUGAUAAAGAGUUCAUUAUGGAACUAUUCUUAGAAGAUAAUGUAUCAUCUGUAAAUAGAGUAAUUAUUGCGGCUGCUAAUGUUAUAAAGGAAGACCAUGAAAAUAUUACACGCAUUAAUGAUAUCGUAAGAAAUGAAUGCGCUAUUCAAGUAAAACAGCAUGAUAACAACACAUUGUACAGGGACACUCAAAUCACUUAUGAGGAUAAUAAAUUUUAUGAAAAUAUUGUUGUAAAUUAUACCGAUGAAGACUAUGCUGCUAAAUUUAUGAUGAAGAAGUCGACAGUUCAGGCUCUUAUUAACCAUCUUAAAGAUUACAUAAAACCAGGGGCAUGCAUAAUUCCAUUGGAUAAAAAAGUGCAUAUUUUCCUUUGGUUACUCACAAGUGAUUCUUCAUUUAAUGAUGUGGCUAAGUUAUUUAGUUUACAUAAAUCUUCGGUCAGUUAUAUUUUUCACGAAAUUGCCACACUAUUAUCGGAACAAAGAUAUCAUUUUAUUAAUUGGCCGUCUCUGGAAGAACAGCAUGUAACAAGAAUUAAAGUGAACAGUAGAUAUGGCUUUCCUAACUGUGUUGGUUUUAUUGAUGCCUGUCGAUUAAAAGUUGGGUCUAAACUGAAUAGGAAAAAUAAGCCAGAAAUUAUUUUAUUGCAAGCUGUUUGUGAUGAAACAUUAAUGUUUUUUGAUAUCCACAUAGGAGAGAUAGGCAAUACACAUAAAAGUAGGGUUUAUAAGGACAGUCAAUUAGCUCAUGAACUAAAAAAUUUCAUUGAUUUUGAUAAUCAUAUACUGGGCAACUCUGAGUAUAAGCUGAAAAAAAAUUUAAUUACCCCCUUUACUAGUGAUGAAGUGUUGACAAGUGAAGAGAUGAAAUUUAAUGAAAUCCAUUGGAAAACUUGCACCUAUAUUGGUCAUGCUUUUGAACUGCUUAAAGAAAGAUUUAAAAAGUUAAAUCAUAUUGAUAUUAAUAAAGCUGAAUCCAUUAAGACAUUGAUUUGUGCAGCUUGCAUUUUACAUAAUUUUGUUUUACUUCAUGAAGGGAGCUCCUAUAUGAAAGAAGAAGCAGUAAUCAAUGAUGAUGGGGUCACUAUUGAUCCAAGUAUAGUUAAAACUGCACUAGAGAAGCGACAGUUUCUUUGUAAUUAUAUAAAUUAUAUAGAUGAUUCUUAAAAAU